This is a messenger RNA of Equus quagga, 2754 nucleotides long. RefSeq names its product membrane integral NOTCH2 associated receptor 1 (gene MINAR1). The record is from RefSeq and is a predicted model, not a curated record. Gene Ontology annotation, cellular component: plasma membrane. Gene Ontology annotation, biological process: negative regulation of TOR signaling; negative regulation of cell population proliferation. Lineage: Eukaryota; Metazoa; Chordata; Mammalia; Perissodactyla; Equidae. The transcript has 3 exons. The coding region runs from base 1 to 2754 and encodes 917 amino acids.
AUGGAGGCCAGUCAGGAAACUUCCCUUUUCUUGGUGAAGAUCUUAGAGGAACUGGACAGCAAGCAAAAUACCGUUUCCUAUCAGGACCUGUGCAAAUCACUGUGUGCCCGCUUUGAUUUGUCCCAGCUUGCCAAACUGAGAAGCGUGCUCUUCUACACAGCCUGUCUUGAUCCCAGUUUUCCAGCCACAUUAUUCAAGGACAAGAUGAAAUGCACCAUGAAUAACCAGCAAUCAAAGAAAAUCAUGGUGGCAGCAGAUAUUGUGACAAUAUUCAACCUGAUUCAAAUGAAUGGGGGCGCCGCCAAGGAGAAGCUGCCCAUGGGCCAGCAGAAGGUGCGCAAGAAGGAGGUGUCCUUUGAAUCGUGCAGGUCCGACACAGAGAUCUGCACCGCGGUCCAGUGUGAGGCCCUGAACUGUGAGCUGAGCGAGAGGCCUUUCAGCCGGGGCUACCCCACCAGACAGUCGUCCAAGUGCCAGAAGAUGGACUGCAAGGACUGCCCACAGUUUGUACCUGCCUCCGAACCCAACUUCUUGUUAGGUGUCAGCAAAGAGCUGAAAAAUCGGGCUGCGUCCCUGGACAGGCUGCAGGCCCUGGCCCCGUACUCGGUGGCCAGCCCUCAGCCCUGUGAGAUGCAGCGAACCUACUUCCCCACGAACAUUGAGAAUGAGUCCAUCUCCGAUCAGGACUCCCUGCCCAUCAGCCAGGGCAUCAAGGAGACUUUCAUUUCUAAUGAGGAGCCAUUUGUGGUCCAGUCCUGUGUCCAGAAGAGGAACAUCUUCAAAGAGGAUUUUCACAAUCUGAUGACUGUGGCCCCCAGUUUGGUUGGCCCCGCUAACAAGGCAGAUGGUGAACAUGGGGAACCACAGAGUCGAAAGGAACCCCACAAGACAGCUUUCUUUAAUCACAGCUUUGAAAUGCCCUACAACAGCCACUACCUGAAUCCUGUGUAUUCCCCUGUUCCUGACAAAAGGCGGGCAAAACAUGAAAGCUUAGAUGACCUUCAAGCCUCUACGUAUUUUGGACCCACUCCAGUGAUGGGGACCCAAGAAGCCAGGCGCUAUCCAGGGAGGCCGGGCAAGCAGACCCCCUGGCCAGCCAAAAGCUGGAGCCUAAACACCGAAGAAGUCCCUGACUUUGAACGGUCCUUUUUCAAUAGAAAUCCCUCUGAGGAGAAACUACACUAUCCAAAUUCCAGCAGCCAGACCCCCAAUUUCCCAGCCCCAGACAGGCGCCCGGCUUACCUCACGCCAAAGGAUCAACAGCUGAUUCUCCCUGUUGGCUAUACAGCAAAACCAAACGGGCUCAAAUCUAAAGAGCUUUCAUCCCCCGUUGACCUGGAGAAGCACGAACCAGUCAAAAAGUUUAAAGACAAGAGCAUUAGCUGCACCAGCGGGCAGCUCAGCUCAGAUACCAGUAGUGUGGGCACCCAGACUGAGCAGCAUGUGCUGGAGCCCAAGAAAUGCAAAGACUUGUGCACCUUGGGGCAGGGCAAGUACAGUGAUAGGCAUGCCAUGAAGCAAUCAGAUGAUGACUCAGAAAUUGUCAGCGAUGACAUCAGUGACAUUUUCCGUUUUCUUGAUGACAUGAGUAUCAGUGGCUCGACGGGAGUGAUGCAGUCAUCUUGCUACAACAGCACAGGGUCUUUGUCUCAGCUGCACAAGUCAGACUGUGACAGUUCACCGGAGCAUAACCUAACCAAAAUUGCCAACGGGCUCACCAGCAGCAAAGGAGAAAAGGGCAACCGGCCUGAAAACAGCCACCACUCUGAAGAGGAGUUGAAGACCAGUGUGUGCAAACUGGUGCUCAGGAUUGGUGAAAUUGAACGGAAGCUGGAAUCACUGUCAGGUGUUCGUGAGGAAAUCUCCCGGGUCUUGGGAAAAUUAAAUAAAUUGGAUCAGAAAAUACAGCAGCCUGAGAAGGUGAGUGUGCAGAUAGAUCUGAAUUCCUUGACGAGCGAGGCUCCGUCCGAUGAGAGUGCCUCUUCCCGUAUGUUCCAUACACAGAAUGGCUCCCAUGGACCCAAACUGGAGAAUACUGCCGACUGGUGCUGUUCUGAUGCCAGUGGAAGCAACAGCGAAAGCCUUCAUGUAAAGGCCUUAAAAAAAAGCCUCUUCACCAGGCCAUCCUCUAGGUCCCUGACAGAGGAGAACAGUGCCACAGAGUCCAAAAUCGCCAGCAUCUCCAACUCGCCCAGGGACUGGCGCACCAUCACUUACACCAACCGCAUGGGCCUCAAUGAGGAAGAGAUAAAAGACAGAGGCCUUGGAGAGAGUAAGGACUGGCAUCGAAACUCGAAAGAGGCAGACAGGCAGUACGACAUCCCCUCGCAGCACCGGCUGCCCAAGCAGCCCAAAGACGGCUUCCUGGUGGAGCAGGUGUUCAGCCCUCACCCCUAUCCCACCUCCCUCAAGGCCCACAUGAAGAACAACCCCCUGUACACAGACAUGCGGCUGACCGAGCUGGCCGAGGUGAAGCGGGGCCAACCUUCUUGGACCAUCGAGGAGUAUGCACGGAACGUGGGUGACAAGGGCAAGCUGACAGCCCUGGACCUGCAGACACAAGAAUCUUUAAACCCAAACAACUUAGAAUAUUGGAUGGAAGAUAUUUAUACUCCAGGCUACGACUCAUUACUAAAACGUAAAGAAGCCGAGUUCAGACGAGCCAAGAUCUGCAAGAUAGCCGCUGUGAUUGCUGCUGCCGCGUGCACAGUUAUCCUUGUCAUCGUUGUGCCCAUUUGCACAAUGAAAUCAUGA